Messenger RNA from Phasianus colchicus (ring-necked pheasant), 2624 nucleotides. It is a transcript of the gene ANKRD10, whose product is annotated as ankyrin repeat domain 10. Gene Ontology annotation, cellular component: nucleus. The record is from RefSeq and is a predicted model, not a curated record. Gene Ontology annotation, molecular function: protein binding. Lineage: Eukaryota; Metazoa; Chordata; Aves; Galliformes; Phasianidae.
GGGGAGGCGCCGCCCCGCCCCGCCCGCUUCCUUUGUGCUCGGGCGGUAACGGCUGCCGCAGUCGCCGCCGCUCGCAGCCCGCUCGCUCCUUCUCUCCCCCUCCUUCCCGCUUCCCCUCCCCCUCGCCCCGCUGCCGUCCCUCUCGCCGCUUUCCCUCGCCCUGCCCGCCAUGUCGCUGGGCGCCGGCCCCGAGGCGGGCUUCUCCAGCGAGGAGCUGCUGACCCUCCGCUUCCCCCUGCACCGCGCCUGCCGCGACGGCGACCUGCCCGCCCUGUGCGCGCUGCUCCAGAGCGCGCCUCGCUCCGACCUGGCCGCCGAGGACUCCUUUUACGGCUGGACGCCCAUCCACUGGGCCGCGCACUUCGGCAAGCUGGAGUGCCUAAUGCAGUUAGUCAGAGCCGGAGCCUCUGUAAAUGCCAGUACAACACGAUUUGCUCAAACACCAGCCCACAUUGCUGCUUUUGGAGGACAUCCACAAUGCCUGAAUUGGUUGAUCCAAGUGGGGGCCAACAUAAACAAACAGGAUUAUGUUGGUGAAACUCCUAUUCAUAAAGCAGCACGGUCUGGUAGUGUGGAUUCCAUAAGUGCCCUUGUGGCUCACGGUGCGCAAAUAGACUUGAGAAAUGCCAGUGGCCUGACAGCAGCAGACCUUGCACAUACCCAGGGCUUCCAAGAAUGUGCCCAGUUUCUCUUGAACCUCCAGAACUGUCAUCUGAAUCGUUACUAUAGCAAUGGCACCUUAAAUGGGGGUCAUCAGAAUGCAGGUCCCAAUCCAUUCAAUGGUGGGACAAGUCGAAAGAGAUCCUUUGAAGAUGUGGAGUCUGCUGGAGUAAAGAAAGCUAGAACGGAAGCUUACAGCUUUGAUGGCUUAAUACCAAUGAUGAAUGGAGGAGUUGAGGACGAUGCUGACAAUAUGCACGUUGACAGAGAGUUUGCUGUUGUAUCAGGUGUAUUUCUUAAUGCAGAUAUGAAUAGCAGUAGCUCCAUAUUGAAUGCACUGACAAAUGGAUGUGCCAUCAAUGGACAUUUGGAUUUCACCGCCGCACAACAGCUCAGUGGGAUGGAUACCAGGCAAGAAGAAUGUUUAACAUUAACAUCUACUGGAAUAAUUCCUGGAGUAACUUCUCCCGGUAGGCAUCGAAUUCAUACCAGUAAUGGCACCGAGGAGCCAGAAAAGGCCAUGAAUAAUCCCACUGAUAUGUGUGGAUCUCUCCAUCUGAAUGGAAGCCCGAGUAGCUGCGUUUCUAACCGCCCCUCGUGGGUGGAAGACCCUGGAGAUACUUUGCACUAUGGACACUACCACGGUUUUGGGGAUACUGCUGAAAGCAUCCCUGAACUUAGUAGUGUCGUUGAGCAUUCCAAUUCUGUUAAAGUUGAACAGAGGUAUGACAAUACUGUCUUAGGCACAAUGUAUUUGUACCACGGCUCCUAGAUUCAACGACCUUCAUAUCACAUGCAUAUUGAAAUUGCUACCAAAUGAAUCUGGGGGCACAAAAUCUUCACAUAGCAUUACAUUUGAAAAUUGCAACUUACUGCUAUUUUUACACUUUGUUUAUAUAAAAAGUAAACCUUUCAUUUGACAGCCUUAUACGAUAGUUUUAGUUUGUUGCAUGUAUGGGGCUUGUUUAGUGAUAAAGUAGGUGCUGUUAUGAUGGAAUGGUUAUUUUCAUUUUUAUGGAAUGUUCCGGUUUUGUAUUUUUUUAUUUCUAAGCUUGUGAACACUAUCUUUCUCUUUUUAGAGCUGUUUUCCCUUUUAUUAAAACUAUGUUUAAAUGAAUUUUGUGAAGAAAAUGUUACAUAUGUGCAUCACUUAGAAGUAAAGAUUUUCCUUUUCCAUAUCUUCUGCCGAAGCUAUGGUAGUAAUAUCAAUGCCAACUAUCACUAUGCAAGGUUGGAAAGUGGCAAUCUUAUGGAGCUUCUCUGACUUUAUAGUUUGUACAUUUGUUCAGUAUAAUUAGAUGUUCAUCUUCACAUUUUUGAGCAAGUCGUUUAAAAAUGCAGAGGCAAAAUUUGGAAAAGUUAAUGUUUCACUUUACUAUAGCAUAGAAGUGCUUUCUGUUGUUGGGCUCUUUGCAUUAUAGAGUGGGAAGGUGGGUUGCCUUUGUGCAGUCGCAGUCAGGUGUUCCUCAGGUUAGUUCUGAAUAUGUGGCAUUUUCCUUUUGCUUCUCUUCUUUAUAUGUAUGCUUGAUAUUUUACCAUAGCUCACAGACCGGAGGCAUGUUGGCACUGUUCUGCUUUGUAUGCAGUUUAAAAUUACUGUUACUUGUUAUAGAGUUUGGCAAGUCAAAAUAUUUGAGUUUGACCGUCUUGGAUAUACAUUUAUUGUCCUUUUUUUAACAUAUGCUUUGAAAAUGUAAUGUUGUGUAUUCUGGGCUAUGCUCAUAGAUAUACGUUGUAUUUAAAGCUUAAUACAUAAAUCAAAACUCAUAUAAGUGCACUAUAUAAGCACUAAUAAUAUAAGUUGCUGCUUUGUGAUAUGAUAAAUGAAGAGUGGGAAGAAUAUGGUAAAUGAGAUAAGCCCUCUGAAUUGUGUUGAUUAUUUUUUCUGUUGUUUUGUUUAAAAAGGGACCUUUACCAUUUGGAUUCAAAAAAUAAACAUAUUACAUUGUAUCUGAAUGUUUUGU